AUUCAUAUAUAAAGAAAGGAACCCUAGGAGAUUUCUCCCAAUUCUCGAGAUGUUUUUCAGGUUUGCAGUUUUGUGUCUGGGUAUAUUGGCCGUCAACGGUCAAACCAUUAAGUGGUGGAGUACGGCCACUUUGUAUCAAGUCUAUCCGCGAUCUUUGAAGGACACAAAUGGCGACGGUGUCGGAGACAUCAAGGGCAUCACCGAGUCAAUUCCGCAUUUCAUUCAGUCAGGUAUUGACUGCGUUUGGCUUUCCCCGAUUUACAAAUCACCAAUGAAAGAUUUUGGUUAUGAUAUAUCUGAUUAUUUAUCUAUUGACCCCAUUUUUGGAACCUGGGAGGACUUUCUUGAGCUUUCCAAUGCUCUCAAAGCUGCAGGCCUGAAAUUGGUAAUGGAUUUUGUUCCAAACCAUACCAGCGACGAGCACGAUUGGUUCAUUAGAUCAGUCAAUCGAGAAGACCCAUACACAAAUUACUAUAUCUGGAAGGACUCACUUGGUCUUGAUGCAAAUGGAACGCAAAUCCCUCCAAACAAUUGGCUGAGCGCAUUUGCUGGAUCAGCAUGGCAAUGGAACGAUCAGAGACAACAAUUUUACUUGCAUCAAUUUACCGUUGGUCAGCCAGAUUUGGACUUCCGCAACCCUCUUGUUUUGCAAGAAAUGAAGAAUAUUUUGAGAUAUUGGUUGGACAACGGCGUUGAUGGUUUCCGCAUUGACGCUCCUCCUCACAUAAUUGAGCAAAUCGAUUUUCUUGACGAGCCUCUCACUAACGACCCUUCCUGCCCAGAAAACCAGUUCUGUCAGCUCAAUCACAUUUACACCAUGAACCAGCCCGAAACUUUGGAUAUUCUUAGGGAAUUCCGCCAGGUCAUCGAUCAAUACCAAAGUGAAACUGGAAGAGUCAUUGUUCUGAUGAGCGAACCAUCAAAUCUUCAUAAUUUCACCAUGAGUUAUUAUGGGACUGAGCAAGACCCAAUUAUGGAUUUUCCUUUCAACUUCAAUUUGAUUUAUGACUUGCCAGCUGAGACAUUCGCAAUAGAUAUCAAGGCCGCACUUGAUAAGUGGCUGCUUGAUAUGCCGACUGGUAAAGUUGCCAACUGGGUUACUGGAAAUCACGACCUGCCGAGAACCAGGUCUCGUUUUGGCAUCGAUGAUGGCGAGUUUGCUCUUUCUCUCUACAUGAUCAGAAUGCUUUUGCCUGGAGUAUCUGUUACUUAUUAUGGCGAGGAAAUCAACAUGGAAAACACAUUUGUUUCUUGGCAAGAAACUCGGGAUCCUCAGGGCUGCAAUGCAGGACCUGAUUUGUACCAGAAGUAUUCUAGAGACCCUGCAAGAACGCCUUUCCAAUGGAACAGUCAAAAUUUAGCUGGUUUUACAACUGGUUCAACAAGUUGGCUGCCGGUCAAUCCCAACUAUGUAAAUCUUAAUUUAGAGGACCAAAUGUCUUCUAUCAGGACUGAAUUUACAUUCUACCAGCGUUUGGCGGAAGCAAGAAAGUCGAACACAAUUCGAUUUGGGUCCUUGGAGUACAAAUCAAUCAAUAAUGACGUCUUUGCUUUUACCAGAGAAAUCCAAGCUGACGAUAAAUAUCUUGUCAUUGUUAACCCCAAUGACAUUGAAGUUCGUGUCAACGUCAGGGCGGCGUUCCCUCAACUCCCUGAAAUCGGUCUGGUCUAUCUUAGUACCUUGGGAUUAACGACCACAGCAAACGACCCAAUUAUACUGAGUGAUGUGAUACUUGAUGCCAGAGGUGGACUCGUCGUUAACUUUUAGCAAAAUUUCUUUGCAUGCAGUUUAUAUUUUAAAUAAAAAUGUAUGCGGGAAAAAAUAAAUAUUUAGAUGAGA
Messenger RNA from Neocloeon triangulifer, 1840 nucleotides. Its product is annotated as maltase 1-like. The record is from RefSeq and is a predicted model, not a curated record. The transcript is spliced from 9 exons. Lineage: Eukaryota; Metazoa; Arthropoda; Insecta; Ephemeroptera; Baetidae. Gene Ontology annotation, biological process: carbohydrate metabolic process. The coding region runs from base 50 to 1768 and encodes 572 amino acids.